AUGUCAGUUCAAGAAAUUAAACAGUGCCUAACUCUACUCAAGCAGGCUCUAUCAUGUCCGAUAUGUCUGGACGACCUAAAACAGCCGGUGAUCACGCCAUGUUCACACAUCUUUUGCGAAUUUUGUCUCGAUGAAUAUAUGCUGAAAAAACGUUCCAUCAGAUGCCCUAUUUGCAAUAAGGAUAUCUCAAAAAGGGCGCUCACUUCGGCUGAAAAAUUUAAGCAAAUCGCCUCAGUGGGUAAGAAGAUUAUCGACGAUUUUGUUGAGGAAAGCAAAAAUGAAUUCGUUCCUGUGACCAAGUUUGAACAACUUCAUCUAAGCCAAGAAUUCAGUCAAGCUCAGAUUCCGAUGACACCGGAAAAGGGUACACCGUCUACAAUCAAUAUCCAACCCUCACUUGUGCCCCAAUCGUUCAGUUUGAACACCUCUUCUUCAAAAUUGAGCUGUGAGGAACAGUUACCUUUUGAAUCAGAUAGUUAUGGCAACUUUGUCAGUUUUAGUUGA
Echinococcus granulosus is the source of this 504-nucleotide messenger RNA. RefSeq names its product Breast cancer type 1 susceptibility protein. Gene Ontology annotation, molecular function: ubiquitin-protein transferase activity. Gene Ontology annotation, cellular component: BRCA1-BARD1 complex; BRCA1-A complex; plasma membrane. The coding region runs from base 1 to 504 and encodes 167 amino acids. The transcript has 6 exons. Lineage: Eukaryota; Metazoa; Platyhelminthes; Cestoda; Cyclophyllidea; Taeniidae. Gene Ontology annotation, biological process: negative regulation of fatty acid biosynthetic process; positive regulation of transcription by RNA polymerase II; double-strand break repair via homologous recombination. The record is from RefSeq and is a predicted model, not a curated record.